This is a messenger RNA of Ooceraea biroi (clonal raider ant), 3327 nucleotides long. RefSeq lists its product as uncharacterized. Lineage: Eukaryota; Metazoa; Arthropoda; Insecta; Hymenoptera; Formicidae. The record is from RefSeq and is a predicted model, not a curated record.
AUAUAAUAACAUUUAACAUAUGGAUAUGAUAUUUAAAGAAAUUUUAGUGAUCCUUUUGUUUUUACAUAAACGUUUGAAAUACUCAAUUUAAACGUAAUGUAAUUACUUCACAAGGAAUAAAAGUAUUAUUGCGAGAGAUUGUUUGAUUAAUGUGAUUAUUUAAUGGUAUUGGAAGGAUGCGCAGAUUCUGCGUCGAAGCGAACGAAAGCAUCGACAUAGUUCAUGGUGGGGACUGGGGACGACUGGGCAAAUGACGCGGGCGAAAGGGAGAUGCUGCUGGACCAAAAUCUGGUCUCAGUCGUGCGCGACGCGCCAUAUGCGGUGGAGCAUUUGUCAGCCCGGUCACAAAGGCCAAUAAUCUCGCGUGACACGUGUGCCUCCCCCGAUAAAAAGCGUUACGUGUCGCGCUGCGUUCGUGGAAAGCGUUUUCCGCUGCGAUAGAGGGAAAUCAGACAUCGUUCGAUGCGGUCGGCACAAGAUCAACGCGACAAAAUCAACAAUCACGGUGUCAAAUUGUUACCAUCAACUCUGUUAUUUUUAUUUCAAAUAUUAAAUUCAAACAUUAAAUUCGUGAAAGUUCCUAUUUGUUUAUAAGUUUAACUAGAUUAAUUUCGUGAUUAAAUCGAUCAUAGCCGCGAUUUAAAUUUGACAAACUCGCGAGAUGUUUUCAUUAUCCUGUAAUUCAGACCAAAGCACGUGGUACACGUCGAGAGUAAAGUGCGAAGAACGUCGUAGGAAACCCUGCGAUUUGAAAUAAAUGAUAAACGUCCCUCUCUCGGGUGCUAUUCGCUGCCUUUGCGAAGGGUGGGUCUCCACGAUGAAGAGUGGAAAAUAAAUAAAACCGGAAGACGAAGCGGCACUGGGAGAAAGACGUGAGGGAAGCAGGACAAACCACGCCGUGAUACACCACGGCUAAGAUGAGAUCAGAAACUGCGUUGUACCUGUUAUCGCUGCUGACCCUGUCGCUCAGUGAACUUUCAUGGGCUUCCGCCGAGAUCAGAGGAUGCAAUCGUACCAUCAGAAAUUCUGUCGGAUGGAUUCGCUGGACAGGACGGAUGGGUCGAUGCAUCGUGCGAAUCAGGGCACCACUCAGGGAUCCACAGGUGAUCGAAGUAAAAGUCAGAAGAUUGCAAGUGGGCUUCCUGAAGGAGGCUCGAUGCGAGGGAGCGUAUUUUCAAUUUUCAGACAGUGUCGGUGAUCCUGACGAUGAAACAGGCCGAUAUUGCGGUCACGUCACCGGAAAUACCACGAGGCUAUUUCUGCGUCGUGGACCGGAUCUGACGAUUAUCCUGUCAUCGGAUGCUCAAUUUGCCUCGGCGAAUCCGGUCAUUUUUUCCGCGCAAUUCUCCAUUCUACCAGUCCGUCUGGCUGUCGAACGUCAUCGCGGUUACUCCGCGUCCUCAUCACCCACGUGUCCUAUGGAAUGCACCGUGCGCAACGAGCGCAAAUCCUGCAAACUGACUUCGCCGGGUUAUCCCAGCGUUUAUCCACGUGGCAUCAGAUGCAGGAUUGCUUUGGAAUCAAGCAUCGGACGUUUCAGGAUAGGAGGUCAGCCCGAGGACCUUUUCGAUUUGAUGAACUACACCGAUCAGGAGAGCUGUCAGAUAGAGAAUUGCGAGGAUGCGUUUGAGCCCAAGGGAAUCAGCCAAUCGUUCUCAAUGCUUGGGAGGGUUGCGAGGAGUCGGGAUCGCGUCGAGACGGAUGAAUCUAUUAUCGAAGAUAAUCAAUCGGGAAACAAAAACAAUGGUCAGAUAUCCGCGAUGGAACGUGCCGAGGAAACGAGUGGGCAAUUAACGAAGCGGAGGCACUACGAAAAGAAAGCGAUGCUGAGGUAUAAAGAAAGGCAAUAUCAUCGCAAAGAGCUGCUGGAUGGGUCCAAUGUCAGUGAGCCGAGACUUCGCAUAAAAUCAAUGCAUUCGAAGAUAACGAGAAAGGACCAGCGAAGGGUCGUCCCAAACCGUUAUUUCAACGGCGACUCCGAAGGGCUGAAUGAAAUGGAUGGUAUGAAGAUACCAGAACAUAAAUAUAUUACGGGAAAUCGAUCGUCGGGAAAUGCUGUCAUGUGCGGCGGCGGCGACUAUCUUGCACUUCUGGAAAACGUGAACGGAAAGAUCUUCGAGAUCUCCAAGUUCUGCGGCAGCGGCCGGGUGCCGCGUAUCUACUCGCGCGGGAAGAACGUGAUCCUGGAGUUCUUCGCGCGGCAUGACGGCACAGUGACUCACGACGGUUUUCAAGUGACCCUGCAGGAAGAACGCAUGUCGCAAGAGAUGAGACAUGCGAGUUGCGAAUUUGUGUACAGGAGUACCGAACGUAACGGCAGGGAGAACAUUAAAUCACCGCGAAAUUGGUAUCCGCCGAAUACCGUGUGCACUUACAAAUUCCUCGGUAAGAGCAUGGAGAAAGUCUCCAUCCACAUAAAGAUUCUCAGAAACGAGUUCGAGGGUAAGCCGGAAACUAAGCGAAACUUUAGCAAAAACGAUUGCCCGGGUAAUGAGAUCACCGUUUACAACGGAGCGCAGACGAACAGCAGCUUACUGAUGUGGUCUUAUUGCGAUACAUCUCACUGGGACAUCAACAACAUCCAAGUACCUUUGAUGUCUAGCGGAAACGAAUUAUUGAUCCAGUACUACAGCGCCAAGGGGUCCUACGAUGGUCAAGGAUUCACUUAUGUUAUAUCCUACCGAUUCAUCAGGAAGGGGCAGAAUCACCUCAGUGGUGCGAGAAGUAAAUACAAAUCGAUUUCCUUGCGACCAGUCAACCUGUCGACGCUCAAUCUCAACGACACCGACAGCUACAACUGCGACAAUAGAAUCGGCAUGUUCAAGAAUUGGUUUGCAGUGCUGGUGGUUUUCGGCAUCGUGUCAUUUAUCGGAGCCGUUGUCACGAUAAUCGCUCUUACGGCCAAAUGCUUAAAAAGCAAAUCCUCUGAGAGAAAACUGCUGCAAAAUACGAAACAGUGAACCUCCCCUAUAGUUCGUUAUCUAUCGAUUUUGAUAACGCAAACCAAAAAAGCAAUCGAAAAGAUCUCAGGAUUUUAUUCGCGAAAUGACGAAAUAACUAGCGCCGCGCAAAAAUGAAGCAAGGUCCCACCGAGAUUUGAACUCGGAUCGCUGGAUUCAGAGUCCAGAGUGCUAACCAUUACACCAUGGGACCUUCGUGAUUUUUCUUUGCACCCUUAACUGACACAUGUAAAUAUUCGCGAAAAAAUAUAUGCGAAGUGUGUCAUGAAAAAUUAUUCAGAACGUGCAAAUAAGUCACGUGGAAAUCAAUCUAAUACCAUGAACGUUUCGACAUAUCAUAAUAAAGAAAAUAUUUCUUUCUUUCCAA